CUGUUGCGUAGUGUCCUCACCAGUACCCCAGCUCCUGCCCUCGCCCUCCUAGAGUCUGUCCCGCUCACGGCAGCCCAAGGGAACUUUUGAGUCCAUGCCCCUCUCCACUCCCAGAUAUGCCCAAGUCACUGAGGUAAAAGAAUGCCACCAGGAGAGUCAGAGACCAGCCCCAGCAGAAUCAGCAAAGGUUGUGUGGCCCGUGCAGGGUACAGGGAGGACCAGAUGGCUGAGGCUUGGAGACAAGCCUCAAGUGGUGGGGGAGAAGAGCUGAGACCCGCUCUGGCUGAGGCCGUGCAAACCACCCUGAAUUCCCGACUGCCCUCAUGGAGGACACAUCCCACUAGGGCUGGACCCGCAUGCGCAGGCAAGCCAUGUGCUGGACCCGUGCACGUCUCCACGUGGGGCAUGCAUGGAGAAACACGCAUCCCUGUAUUCCUGACACCAAUGUGUGUGUGUGCAGGACUCGAGCUGGGGGUCCAGCUGUGGGGCCCUUUGGGACAUGCCCCAGCCAAUGCCUGCUCUGAUCAGAGGGGGUAUCCAAGUGGUUGAGUAUUUCUCACCCCUCCCCCAGCACAUGUGUAACUCCUUCCCCUUAUGUCCCCACAGCCUGCCCUCGGACAAGGACCCAAUGCCCAACUCCAGGCCAGCCAAGCCCUCAGCCCCUUCCUUGGCGCUCGGCCCAUCCCCAGGAACUUCGCCCAGCUGGAGAGCUGCACCAAAGGCCUCGGACCUGCUGGGGGCCAAGGGCCCAGGGGCAGCCUUCCAGGGUCGGGACCUCCGAGGUGGGGCCCAUGCCUCCUCCUCCUUGAACCCCGUGCCACCAUCGCAGCUGCAGCUGCCCACAGUGCCUCUAGUCAUGGUGGCACCCUCCGGAGCACGGCUGGGUCCCUCACCCCACUUGCAGGCACUCCUCCAGGACAGGCCACACUUCAUGCACCAGCUCUCAACGGUGGACACCCAUGCCCGGACCCCAGUGCUGCAGGUGCGCCCACUGGACAGCCCAGCUAUGAUCAGCCUUCCACCACCCACUGCUGCCACCGGGGUCUUCUCCCUCAAGGCCCGGCCCGGCCUGCCACCUGGGAUCAACGUGGCCAGUGUGGAAUGGGUGUCCAGGGAACCAGCACUGCUCUGCACCUUCCCAAGCCCCAGUGCACCCAGGAAAGACAGCACCCUUUCGACCAUGCCCCAGGGCUCUUACUCACUGCUGGCAAAUGGCGUCUGCAAGUGGCCUGGAUGCGAGAAGGUCUUCGAGGAGCCAGAGGACUUCCUCAAGCACUGCCAGGCGGACCAUCUCCUGGAUGAGAAGGGCAGGGCGCAGUGUCUCCUCCAGAGGGAGGUGGUGCAGUCUCUGGAGCAGCAGCUGGUGCUGGAGAAGGAGAAGCUGGGCGCUAUGCAGGCCCACCUGGCUGGGAAGAUGGCCCUGACCAAGGCUCCGUCUGCGGCAUCAUCUGACAAGGGCUCCUGCCGCCUCGCAGCCACUGGCACUCCGGGCACCGCCGUCCCAGCCUGGCCCAGCCCCCAGGAGGCCCCAGAUGGCCUGUUUGCUGUGCGGAGGCACCUCUGGGGCAGCCACGGAAACAGCACAUUCCCGGAGUUCUUCCACAACAUGGACUACUUCAAGUUCCACAACAUGCGGCCCCCUUUCACCUAUGCCACUCUCAUCCGCUGGGCCAUCCUGGAGGCUCCUGAGAAGCAGCGGACACUCAACGAGAUCUAUCACUGGUUCACACGCAUGUUCGCCUUCUUCAGAAACCACCCUGCCACCUGGAAGAAUGCCAUCCGCCACAACCUGAGCCUGCACAAGUGCUUCGUGCGGGUGGAGAGUGAGAAGGGGGCUGUGUGGACCGUGGAUGAGUUCGAGUUCCGCAAGAAGAGGAGCCAGAGGCCCAGCAGGUGUUCCAACCCCACACCUGGCCCCUGACCUCGAAACCAAGGAAAGAAGGAAGGAAGGACAGGGGCCAAAUUGGGGGAUGGAAGUGGCAGGGGGCAGGGGUGAUAGGCCCUGGACCUGCCCGCAGGGACCAAGAAGUGAGGUGCACACUGUCUUGCCUGCCGGGGACCCCGCUCCCCAGCUGACCACCCUCCUGGAUCAUAUGCUCUGCACCAAGGCUGCUCAGAGGGGCCCCAGCCCUACACCCCUGGCCCAGCCUCCUGCGAUGGGCUCUCCAGCCAAAAUGAGCUUUCACAACCAACCACACACACAGCCUGCCUCAGUCACUCUCACAGAUGACCUUGGGGCUGGAAAAGACACACAGAUGGUCACAAUCCUGUCGCUUGGACUCAAUACAAACCCCAAAACACAAAGAGCCUGCCUUGGUACACUCAGAUGACCUCAAAUCUGCAUAAUCACACAGACAAUCACGCCUGAACACAGUCUUGUCAACCCCCAUACCCCAAAGCACACACUCCCAGCCAGCCUCUGGGCCCACAGGUGCAGUGUCACACAGGCCAUGCCCAGACACCCGUGCAGAAGCAGCCUCAGUACCUACAGGAUCUCAGGUCCCAGAAAGCCAUGCAGACACAUACCAGUCACGCACGGUCUCAAGCAGCUCCUAACACAUAUGCUCAGUCACACGGCCCUUGAGAACUCACCUGUGCAUCUUGCACACACGCACACCCACACAGCGCCCCAGCGGGUCUCCUGAGUCCCACACGGACAUGCAUGGCCACACACACUGACUCACCAAAAUGUACCGAGGCUCAAACGCCACCCACCCCCCACCCCUGCCCUGUGUCCCUAGCCAUGGCUCAGCUUAGACUGC
Messenger RNA from Equus quagga, 2762 nucleotides. It is a transcript of the gene FOXP3, whose product is annotated as forkhead box P3. The record is from RefSeq and is a predicted model, not a curated record. Gene Ontology annotation, biological process: regulation of transcription by RNA polymerase II. The coding region runs from base 500 to 1921 and encodes 473 amino acids. NCBI's taxonomy places the organism in Eukaryota, Metazoa, Chordata, Mammalia, Perissodactyla, Equidae. The transcript is spliced from 11 exons. Gene Ontology annotation, cellular component: nucleus. Gene Ontology annotation, molecular function: RNA polymerase II cis-regulatory region sequence-specific DNA binding; DNA-binding transcription repressor activity, RNA polymerase II-specific.